This is a messenger RNA of Thlaspi arvense, 1161 nucleotides long. NCBI's taxonomy places the organism in Eukaryota, Viridiplantae, Streptophyta, Magnoliopsida, Brassicales, Brassicaceae. The record is from the annotation of a GenBank genome assembly.
AUGACAUCUGGUAGACUGGCUGUGUGUUUGGUCUCCAAACUGGGCUAUGGUUGCAUGGGGCUUACUGGAGUUUACAAUUCUCCUCUUCCAGAAGAAGAUGGAAUUGAAAUAAUAAAGUAUGCAUUCAGUAAGGGAAUCACAUUCUUCGACACCUCUGAUAUAUAUGGUAUAGACCAUGCCAAUGAGAUAUUGCUAGGGAAGAAAAAGUGUGAAAUGAGGGGUAGUAAUCAACUUCUAAGAAUGGCACUAAAGCAGUUGCCUCGUGACAAGAUUGAGCUAGCCACAAAAUUUGGUUUUUUCAGAGGUGGAGGUCCCCAAAUUGUGGUGAAAGGCACUCCUGAAUACGUCCAUUCCUGCUGUGAGGCCAGCUUGAUGCGGCUUGGUGUGGAAUAUAUUGAUCUCUAUUAUAUACAUCGGAUUGACACAUCAGUACCUAUAGAGGAGACUAUGGGAGAGCUUAAAAAGUUGGUGGAAGAGGGUAAAAUAAAAUAUGUAGGCUUAUCUGAGGCAAACCCAAACACAAUAAGGAGAGCUCACGCUGUCCAUCCUGUUACUGCCUUACAAAUGGAAUAUUCUAUUUUUACUCGUGACAUUGAGGAAGAAAUAAUCCCUGUUUGCAGGGAACUUGGAAUUGGCAUUGUUCCAUAUUCUCCUACUGCUCGUGGUUUUUUCGGAGGCAAGGCAGUUGUGGAAAGUAUACCUGCAAAUAGUUUUUUGAUAUCACAUCCAAGGUUUUCAGGAGAGAAUUUGGAGUGCAACAAGAUCUUUUACACUCGAAUUGAAGCCUUAGCUAAAAAGAAUGGGUGCACCCCUAUUCAACUUGCACUUUCUUGGGUUCUUCAUCAGGGGGAUGACAUGGUGCCUAUUCCAGGGACAACUAAAAUUAAGAACCUGGACGAGAAUAUUUGUGCUGUGAAAGUGAUGCUCAGUGAUGAUGAUCUAAAAGAGAUUUCUGAUGCAGUGCCAUAUAAUGAGGUGGCAGGGCCUAGAGUUGGGGAAGCUUUAUAUCGUAUCUCAUACGUGUUUUCUGAUACACCUUUGCCAAAAGAUUCAAAAAAUUUUUCUUGUUAUGCUGGCAAAUAUGUCAAAUUUGCCAUAAAGGAAGCGAAGCAAGAUGAUAUGGUUGGAAUGUUUCUUCUGAUAAGAGAUAAUAUAGCGUGA